Molecule: messenger RNA, 613 nt
Organism: Salvelinus sp. IW2-2015
Lineage: Eukaryota; Metazoa; Chordata; Actinopteri; Salmoniformes; Salmonidae
Source: RefSeq, a predicted model, not a curated record
AUGACGCCCGAUUGGGGAGUACCUCGCCCUGGACAGCCCAAGCGAGCCCGAGAGGCGGGAUGUAUGAGGGAGUUGUCUCCUCCUCCUCUGAACCUGAGGAGGUUGUACAGUGAGACUCUGGAGAUUGAACCUGUCCUCAUCAUCAUCUCCCCUGGAGCAGAUCCCUCCCAGGAACUACUGGAGCUGGCCUCAGAGACUGUAGGACGGGACAACUACCAUGAGGUGGCAAUGGGCCAGGGCCAGGCUGAUGUGGCCUUAGCCACUCUGAGAGAGUGUUCCCACAGCGGAGGCUGGCUCUGCCUUAAAAACCUUCACCUGGUGACUGCGUGGCUGCCACUGCUAGAGAAGGAGCUGAAUGUUCUGCAACCUAAGGCAGGCUUCCGUCUCUGGCUUACUGCUGAGGUCCAUCCCAAGUUCCCCCUCAUCCUGCUGCAGUCCAGCCUCAAGAUCACCUACGAGGCUCCUCCUGGUCUAAAGAAGAACUUGUUGAGGACCUAUGAGACGUGGAGCCCAGAGCAGAUCAGUAAAGGUGGUCUGCUGUCCAGAGCCCAGUCCCUCUUCUGCCUCGCGUGGUUCCACGCUGUCUGCCAGGAGAGACGUAACUACAUCCCAG